Molecule: messenger RNA, 3358 nt
Organism: Gadus macrocephalus (Pacific cod)
Lineage: Eukaryota; Metazoa; Chordata; Actinopteri; Gadiformes; Gadidae
Gene: ctnnd2a
Product: catenin (cadherin-associated protein), delta 2a
Biological process (GO): dendritic spine morphogenesis; cell-cell junction assembly; cell-cell adhesion
Cellular component (GO): adherens junction; postsynaptic density; cytoplasm
Molecular function (GO): cadherin binding
Source: RefSeq, a predicted model, not a curated record
AUGCCCACAGGAGCGAUGCCGGUGCCGGAGCAGCCCCGCGGAGCAGGAGAAGGGGGCCAUGGUCGCCCCGGUGUGAUGCCGACCUCCAACGGGGACGGGUCAGAGACGGAGACCACCUCCUCCAUCCUCGCAUCCGUCAAGGAGCAGGCCAGCAACAGUUCAGCCGAUGAGCAGUUUCGCUGGAACACACAAGCAGAUGGACAGAAGGACAUAGAGGACGAGUUGACCACCGGCUUGGAGCUGGUGGACUCCUGCAUCCGAUCCCUUCAGGAAUCGGGAAUACUCGACAACGAAAAACGACCAGCUCUGCUUUCCCAGAGUUCCUUGCAGCUCAACUCCACCCCGGAGGCUUCGCUUCAGUACUCUGCCAGCUACCAUAGCAACCAGACCCUCGCCCUUAGUGACGGCAUCUCCGCGGCAAUCCCUCCACGCAGCGGGCAGUACGGGGGCGCCGUCCACAGCUACAACCAGGUGACAUCCAAUCGCGUGGCUCAGCAGCAGCAGCAACAUCAAAGUGGGGCGGGGCCAGGAAUCUACUACUCCAGCUCCACCUUACCCAGCCAGCGUGUGAGCUCCCCACUGUCUGCUGGGGGCGGCGGCGGCGGCGGCGGCGGCGGCAGCGGGGGAGGGGGGCCGGGGUCCCCCAGCAAGCUGCAGAGGCUGGGCUCUUCCUCGGACGCUCCGGGCUACGCCACCACCCAGCGCCUGCCUUCCUCCUCCUCCUCUUCCUCGCCCAGCAAACAGUCCCCCAUCGGCCGCCUGGCCAAGUCCUACAGCACCAACAUCGCCGUGACGACAGCGGGAGGGGGCGUGUCCCCUCAUAGAGUGGCUUCUCCACCCAGCUCCGCUGGAGGGGGAGGGGCUAGUGCAUCAUCAUCCCCCCUCCACCAGAUGAGUUCAGGCAUAGGGAGUUAUGCCACACUGUCUCCCAAACGCCUGGCCGCCCACCACGCCUCCGACCAGUACAAGAUCUCCCACGAGCUCUACGCCACCGCCACACUGCAGCGCCCCGGGAGCCUGGCAGGGUCCCGGGGCUCCUACAGCAGCCAACACAGCCAGGAGCCGCCCCUCCGGCCCCUGGGCUCCCCGGAGCACCACAUAGACCCCAUCUAUGAGGAGCGCGUCUACCACAACAAGGGCCCGAUGAGAAGCCUGAGCCAGAGCCAGGGGCCCGACGGGGGCCCCUACCGCAACAACACCGCUCCCUCCUCUCCCGGUGUUGACUCCGCCCCCUUGCAGCGCACAGGAAGUCACGGCGCCGCCACCACGGGCAACUACGGCCGCGGGGGCGGGGCCAACACCUACGCCACCGUGGGGCCGGGCUACACCUCCGGCGUGGGCGUGGGCAGCGUCGGGGACAUGUAUGGAUCGGACCCCUAUGUGGCGGACCCCUACCGGACCCUUCAAUACUGCCCCUCGGUGGUGGAGUCCCCCUACAGCAAGUCUGGCCCCGCACUGCCCCCCGAAAGCGGCAUGCAGCGCUCGCCCUCCAUCGACUCCAUCCAGAAGGACCCCCGGGAGUUCGGCUGGAGAGAUCCAGAGCUGCCAGAGGUGAUCCAGAUGUUGCAGCACCAGUUCCCGUCGGUGCAGUCCAACGCCGCUGCCUACUUGCAGCAUCUGUGCUUCGGAGACAACAAGAUCAAAGCAGAGCCUUCCUCCUCCUCUUCAUCUCCUUCCUCCUUUUCACUCUUCAUCACCCUCCCUCCUCUUCCCCCCUACUCCUCCUCCUCCUCCUCCUCCUCAUAUUCCCUCCUCCUUCUCACCCUCUCCUCUCUUCCUGCUCCUCCUCUCCCCUCCUCCCUGUCCUCCUCCUCCUCUUCUUUCUCUACCCCCUCCCACCGAACUCACUACUCUUCCUCCUCAUUUUCCCCCUUCCUUCUCACCCUCUUCUGUCCUCCUCCUCCUCCUUCUCUACCUCCUCCCACCAACUCACUACUCCUCCUCCUCCACCUAAUUUUCCCUCAUCCUUCUCACCCUCUCCUGUCCUCCUCCUCCUUCUCCACCCACUCCCCCCAACUCACUAUUGCUCCUCCCCAGUGGUCGGUGUACAUCCGCGCGGCGGUGCGUAAGGAGAAGGGCCUUCCCAUCCUGGUGGAGCUGCUGAGGAUCGACAACGACCGGGUGGUGUGCGCCGUGGCCACCGCCCUGCGUAACAUGGCCCUGGACGUCCGAAACAAGGAGCUCAUCGGUAAAUACGCCAUGCGGGAUCUGAUCCACCGCCUGCCCGGCAGCAUCAACAACGGCAGCGGCACCACCACCAGCGGGGGCACGUCGGGGGUCUCCGGGGCGUCCAGCAAGAUCAUGUCUGACGACACGGUGACGGCGGUGUGCUGUGCGCUGCACGAGGUCAUCACCAAGAACAUGGAGAACGCCAAGGCCCUGAGGGACGCCGGCGGCAUCGAGAAGCUCAUCGGCAUCGCCCGCAGCAAGGGGGACAAACAUUCUCCCAAGGUGGUGAAGGCCGCUUCCCAGGUGCUGAGCAGCAUGUGGCAGUACCGAGACCUACGCUCCCUCUACAAGAAGGACGGCUUCUCCCAGUAUCACUUCGUGGGCUCUGCCUCCACGAUAGAGAGAGAUCGACAGAGACCCUACUCGUCUUCAAGGACCCCCUCCGUCUCUCCGGUCAGGAACUCCCCCAACAACCGCUCCGCGAGCGCCCCAGCCUCCCCGCGAGAGAUGAUGAGUUUGAAGGAACGCAAGAUGGAUUACGACUCCACGGCAACCAACGCUGGUUUCCAUAGCAACAAAGGAGAACACACAUCCCGCAAAGACGCCACGGCAGUGUCUUGUGGCGCCUCUACAUUAUUCCGCAACUCUUACUUGACUGCCAGCGAUGAAAUCAAACAAAAUCAGGUCCCAGCCCAGCCCUGUGUCGGCCUGCCGCUCUCCGCGCAGGACGUCCCGCCGGCGGCCCUACUAAAAGACUACGACCCCUACCCUCCCCCUCCCUCCUUCCCCCAGCCGCAGCCCCCGCUGCCGCAGGCCGGCCCCCACCACCCGCUGCACCACGGCCUGGGCCGCAGCCUGGACGACGGCGGCUGCUACUACGAGGAGACGCAGCAGCAGGGCCCCCAGCCCCCGCAGCCCCAGGCGCCGGCCCAGCCCCAGGUGCACCCGCCCCACCCGCCACCGCCGCCGCAGCAGCAGCAGCCCCCGGGGGCCGCCGCCGCCGCCAGCGGACCCCCGCGGGACCCCCGGGAGGACCUGCGCAUGCACCUGGGCCUCAAGUCCACCGGCAACUACGUGGACUUCUAUUCGGCGUCGCGGCCGUACAGCGAACUGAACUACGAGACCAGCCACUACCCGGCCUCCCCUGACUCCUGGGUCUGAGGUCGGGCCAGGGGGGGGCCCUCGUGGA